Molecule: messenger RNA, 1909 nt
Organism: Planococcus citri (citrus mealybug)
Lineage: Eukaryota; Metazoa; Arthropoda; Insecta; Hemiptera; Pseudococcidae
Product: speckle-type POZ protein B-like
Exons: 2
Coding region: 243-1361 (372 amino acids)
Biological process (GO): regulation of proteolysis; proteasome-mediated ubiquitin-dependent protein catabolic process
Cellular component (GO): nucleus; cytoplasm
Molecular function (GO): ubiquitin protein ligase binding
Source: RefSeq, a predicted model, not a curated record
UCAAUAUUCCAGCGCGCCUGAAAAGUGAAAAUUGAAAAAUUUCACGAUCGAGGAAUCUAUCGAAUUUCUAGUACAUAACUUGGUUUCGUGUUCAGUUGUUUAUGUGUUUUCAUCUUUCAUAAACUACAACUUAAUUUGAUUAACACAACGCGACUACAUAUUUGUUAAGAUUCCCUAUACGUGCAGCUAUUGAAAUAAAUUUCAUCUUAGGUCAUCAAGAUAGUCGCAGAUCGAAUCACGAAAUGACUGAUAAUUUGUGUACCACUGAUAUUCGAGUCGACAAAGUGAAAUUCACAUGGGUUAUUAAUCAAUUUACUUUCCAUGUGAGAAAAGCAAAAGUAUUGAAAUCAUCGCCCUUUUCAUCGGCUACGAACAAGGAAUUUGAAUGGAUCCUGAAGCUCGGACUUGAUAAACUUGUACCCAAUGAAAAAAAUGAUAUUUCACUAUUUUUGAGUUUGAGUAGCAGUAGCAAAAAAGUAUUUGCUAGAUACUUCGUUACAGCUUACGGUGAUCAACAUAAAAAACUUAAAACUGUACGCGACACAGUUGGUACAGAAUAUAACGGCUCGAUCACAAGUUGGGGCUGGAAUUGUUUUCUACAAUACGAUCAAAACUUCAAAAAUUCUCUAACUGAGAAUAAACUGACGAUCGUUUGCGAAAUAGAGUUCUCUGAGAUGAACAAAGAGAGCGAAACUUUUAAGCGUUGUAAGCCCGAAGAUCCCAGGUGCGAUACUCUUUCUGAAGGUUUCGAAUCGUUGUUGAAAAACGAAGAGCUCGUAGAUGUUAAGCUUUCUGUCAAGAAUAAAGAUUACCCAGCACAUAAAUCCAUUUUGGCUGCUCGAAGCCCGGUUUUCGCAGCCAUGUUUAGACAUAAAACGAUAGAAAACGAAGAAAAUCGUGUAAUUAUCGAAGAUAUCGGCGAAGACAUUAUGGAUAAAAUGUUGACAUACAUUUACACAGGAGAAUGUGAGAAUGUCGAUAACAUGGCGCACGAAUUAAUCGAAGCUGCCGAUAAAUACGCGUUGGAUGGAUUGAAAAUAAUUUGCAGCGAAGCAUUGUGCAAAACGUUGACCGUGGAAAACGCGUCCAAUGUUCUGGUAAUGGCAGAUCUGCGUGGUAUGAAAGAUCUAAAAGAUAAAGUGAUUGCAUUCGUAAGUUGUAAUUUCGCUGAAGUAUUGGACACGGAAACCUGGAGGAAUAUUUUACUGACGUAUCCCGAAUUAGUAAACGCAGUUUGUAAGGGAGUAGCUAAUAGGCAAGGCUGUACAAAAAUGUGUGUUUUGAAAAUAAAACCAAAAAAAAGUCUUUUUUUUGUUUUAAAACAGUUUUUUUCGCUUGUUUAUAACUAUGUGUUCGCUUAAAAUGUGUUUUAAUAAACACAAAUUGAUUUGUUUUGGGUUCACCAGUUAUCAAUUUUCAAGAUGUGACGUCAUAAAUGAGCCAUAAGGAUAAAGAAAUAUUUAAAAAUUUAACUCAAAACACAAAAUUUGUCUCUAAAAAUACAGUUUAUUCAAUUCCACUUCUUUUUCAACAAUUUCCCAAAAAAACGUGUUUUUUUUAGGAAAUUGUUUUUGAAAAAAAACACGUUUAAAACAAAACAAGAAUCUGUUUUAAACGGUUUUUUUUUUUUCUUUAAAACAUCGGUUUGGUUUUUCAUUUGUUUAGUCAACUGAUCGUCAAUGAGAGAUCGCCACUUAAUAUUUUUUGAACAUGAAAUUGAAUAUCUAUCUUUAUCAAUUCGUCAAAAGAGAUAGGUACCUAAACGAUGCUUUGUAAAUAUAAAUACAUUCUAUGUUCUUAGCUGUACCUGAUAAGUGUAGUGUACCUACAUAUUGAUAAUUUCAAUUAAUUGCCUCCAUAAAGCUAACGAUAAAUUGUACCUACAUUGUAAAAAUAAAAAUUUGAAGUG